GUGCAAAUAAUGACAUUAGAACUAAUAGGCUAUUAGGUAAUAGUAAAUUCAGAAGAAUGAUAAGUUAUCGAAUAGACACUUCAUGCAUGCCACUCCACACUCCAGUUCAGUUGGUGGCGGUAAUGCACCAAAAGUUGGCUUGGCCAACGCCAAUAAACGUUACCAGAAGAAGACAAGAGGCGAAACGCUGAUGUUUUUUAACAGUCGCUAGGUAGCGCUUCGGUCGCGCGGCCGCCAUUUUGGAGUGAAAAUGGCAACUGGACCCCAACAGCACAGAUGCCCCGAAACCGACAGAGUGACAACGAAAGAGAAGUCAAAGUGGACUAAAAGAACGCAAUGUUCGGCAAUCAACUGCAAAAACUAUCAGUGCAAUAGUACCAAUCUUGCCUUUCAUCGUUUUCCCAAAGACCCUAACAGGUGUGCCAGGUGGGUGCAGAAUCUCAGGAAUGCAUCUUUGAUGGGGAUAAGCUCUCAGCGACUCCAUCACAACUAUAGGGUGUGCAGUGCACAUUUCCACGCUAGCCAGUUUAAGAGACCAUCUAAUGUCCAUGCAGGAUUGAAAUGGGAUGCAGUGCCCACAAUGGUUAAUGCCCCUAACCCACCACCCCCAUUGGACUUGAAGUUAAAGAGAAAGCCACCAAAGACACGUCAGGAGUUACCACCAAAGAGACGCAAAAAAAGUAAUAUUGUUUACCUGCCAAAUGCAGGCUCAUCCACUGCAGACAGUGUUCAACAUCCCACUGGUUCAGAGACCGAUGUUACCUCACCUGAUGCUUCCGUAGCAAGACCUUCGAUGCCACUGACACCACUGUUGCCACCAAUGUCAUUGCCAAAAGGCCUUGAAACUGCUUCCAGGGAACAUGCCCUGAAGAUGAAGAUUAGGAGUCUGAAGGUACAGGUGUGCAAACUGAAGGCGGAAGUGAACAGGCUGAAGAAGACCAGGAAGGCCUGUGUUAAUAAGGAGUCAGUGAUGAAGCAGUUGAAGAAAUUCUUACCAGCCAAAGCAUAUGCUUUUGUGAGUACACAGAUACAUAUGUUUCAGCGGAAGGCUCAUGGUUUUCGGUGGACCACUCAGGACAAAGCUUUCUUCUUGUCUCUGCUGCAUGCCAGUCCAAAGUGUUACAGGCUGCUGUUUAAAGUGUUUUCUAUGCCAUCUGUCCGCACACUGCAAAAGCUUAUGAAGUCUAUCGAUAUUGAGAAGACUAUUGGCGAACACGGCUAUGCUACAGUGACUACUGACUCUAGAGUAGACGAAACAGGCACCGGAUAUGCAGAUCCACCAGUCACUGCUAAUGUGGAAGUCAAAGCUGAACAGGUGGAGCAGCCAAUAGACUAUACACUUGACAAUCAGUUUGAUUCCCACCAAAUAUCUUCUUUUAAUUCUGGAGAUCGUGUGAUGCUGUGCUGGAGUCUGUCCUACCGAAACAUGUCCUGGACCUGCUGAGUGACACGAGAUGAGGUCACCAGUUUCAGCAGCAUCUGUCUUUGACCAUGAUGGAGGUGUACUGGUUUACAUAGCUGGGUAUAUGGCCAGUAAGGUUGUGGGGAAAUUCACUGUCAGUGAAGAUUGUCUCUGUAAGGAGUGUAAAAUCUUGACCACAGAUAUCCCUGCUGAUUCACAGUACGCAUUCCUCAAGGACAAACAGUACACUGACCUCAACUUAAGAGUGAAGAGCCUUAAAGUGCCCAGCAUGGCACUGGUGAAUUUAGUCAUAGCUCUGGAGUCUAACUUCCAAAAAAAAAAAAAGUUAUCCACACAGUUGGGUUGGGUGGGAAGCUGUUUACCAGAAGUAUGGUGAUUGUGAGUGAGUGCAGAGGAGUAGUGUGUGACCCAGAGAAGUGCAAAGUCACUCACCUACAUGUUUAGAAUCUUUAUACAGAUCAGAAUCCAUCACGUCUUACGCACCCAAAAUUGGUGAAUCUCACAGCCAAGUUAGAGGCACAAUAGAAAAUUUCUCAAAUUACUCAUCUGUAAAUUUUAUGACUCCUACAGUAAAUGUUGUAUUGUCUUGUAUAUGUUUUAUGUUAUCCAUUGUGGAAUCCAACCAUUAAGUACUCAUUUGAGGUAGGUUUAGCCUACUUUGAGUAUUUCCAUUGUGUGCAACUUUACACAUUUACUAUUACUCAACUAGGUAUGAAAUAUAUAUUGUACGUUUUAAUCCCCUGGAACACACUACAAACAUGAUCUUAUAGAACAUGAUGCAUUGCGGUGUCUGUCAUAAUUGAAUAAUUAAAUAAAUUUGGAGACAGUGGCUGUAAAAA
Messenger RNA from Onychostoma macrolepis, 2262 nucleotides. RefSeq lists its product as uncharacterized. The coding region runs from base 251 to 1444 and encodes 397 amino acids. The record is from RefSeq and is a predicted model, not a curated record. Lineage: Eukaryota; Metazoa; Chordata; Actinopteri; Cypriniformes; Cyprinidae. The transcript is spliced from 5 exons.